AUGACUAAAGCAGACGGGGAGUGUGAAGGAUUACGUUGCCACGUUCACCAACCUGUAAUUGCUGCAGCCGAGUCCAUUGUUGAGUUCAAGAAGAAUGAUCAAGGCGACUUCAAGUUCAAAGGAAAGAAAGGUAGCAGUGGAUCCAGUGGGGAAGACAACAAGCCAAAAGAGGGUAGCAAGUCAUGA
Messenger RNA from Prunus armeniaca (apricot), 186 nucleotides. The record is from the annotation of a GenBank genome assembly. NCBI's taxonomy places the organism in Eukaryota, Viridiplantae, Streptophyta, Magnoliopsida, Rosales, Rosaceae.